Tigriopus californicus is the source of this 987-nucleotide messenger RNA. It is a transcript of the gene AP-1sigma, whose product is annotated as AP-1 complex subunit sigma-2-like. Gene Ontology annotation, molecular function: clathrin-cargo adaptor activity. The record is from RefSeq and is a predicted model, not a curated record. Bases 346 to 819 code for a protein of 157 amino acids. Gene Ontology annotation, biological process: vesicle-mediated transport; intracellular protein transport. Gene Ontology annotation, cellular component: AP-1 adaptor complex; intracellular membrane-bounded organelle; membrane coat. The transcript has 4 exons. Lineage: Eukaryota; Metazoa; Arthropoda; Copepoda; Harpacticoida; Harpacticidae.
UUUUCAUGUUUUUACUUAGUGCAGAGUGCACAACAUAUUGUUUGUGAUUCUAAUUGCUUUGUUAAAGCUUUUUCACUCUUUUAUCCACCAUUUUCAUUGCUUUGGGAUCAUUAUUAGUUGCCUUUCACUUUCAGCUCUACCUCACUCUUAUCCUGUCACUACCCCGUCUGUCCACAAACCCCUGUCGAGCCCCCGCAACUGACGUCAUCCAUUUACUAGCUGGAUCGGUAGAACUGCUCAGAGUGCUUCAAAUGCAGCUUGUUUAACGUCAACAUAUUGAAGCACUGGAGGAAACCCAAUUCUUGUCAUGAAAUAGGAUUGAAACCGGAAAUCUUGGAGGACAACAUGAUCCAAUUUAUGCUUUUGUUUUCCCGCCAGGGGAAACUUCGCCUCCAAAAAUGGUUCACAGCCCAGACGGAGAAAUCCAAGAAGAAAAUGUCACGCGAGCUGAUCUCUCAGAUCCUCAUUCGGAAACCAAAGAUGUCCUCGUUCUUGGAGUGGAAAGAUCUGAAAAUCGUGUACAAACGAUAUGCUAGCCUGUAUUUCUGUUGUGCUGUCGAGCAGAGUGACAAUGAAUUGAUAGCGCUGGAAAUCAUUCAUCGUUACGUGGAGCUGCUGGAUAAAUAUUUUGGCAGUGUGUGCGAACUGGACAUCAUUUUCAACUUUGAAAAAGCUUACUUCAUGUUAGACGAGUUGUUGUUGGGCGGCGAGCUCCAAGAGACUUCCAAAAAGAACGUGCUAAAAGCAAUUGCGGCGCAGGAUCUGCUUCAAGAGGAGGAGACACCGCAAGGCUUUUUCGAAGACGCCGGUUUGGGGUGAUGAGUGGAACCUAAAAGCUUUUUCAUAAAUAUAUUCUCUCGCCCUGCCAUAUCAAUUUGACUUGCCCCGUUGCAAAAGAGUUUAUUUCCGACUAUCAAAGCAUUUACCCUGUUCAUGCGUGUGAUCCAAGUCAUAAGCCGCAAAAUAAUUACUCCCGGUCUCCCAAGA